This is a messenger RNA of Leptopilina heterotoma, 2041 nucleotides long. Its product is annotated as trypsin-3-like. The transcript has 6 exons. Gene Ontology annotation, molecular function: serine-type endopeptidase activity. NCBI's taxonomy places the organism in Eukaryota, Metazoa, Arthropoda, Insecta, Hymenoptera, Figitidae. The record is from RefSeq and is a predicted model, not a curated record. Gene Ontology annotation, biological process: proteolysis. Bases 494 to 1615 code for a protein of 373 amino acids.
AAGUGACAGAUAAAAGAAAAUCUAAUUAGAAAAAGGAAGCAAUUUUUGUUUUUACGAAAAGCGAACUUUAUACAUUUUAUUGAAAAGAUUGCAUUGUAGUGAAAAAUAAAUUGACAAGCAAGGAAGGUCAAAUAUUAUAUUUGUCGCGGCUCAUAAUUCGAGACAAUGUUAUAAUUAAAUUUAAAAAAAGGACAAUAGAAUUUUUUGUUUCAUUUUUUAAUUUAAUGAACUUUUGUCUUUUUUUUAAUAUAAGCGUAACAUAUGUAUAUCCAGAUUGUAAAGAGAUCUGUACAAAAUUUUGUAUGUUUAACAUAUAUUUGAGAAUAGAAAUAAGAAAAUAAUUUAUUUUAAAUUUAAAAAGCUUACGAACGUGUUUCAAAACAUCAAUAAUGUAAAAGAAGUUAGCAUAAUUGUUUUAAAGUGUUUCAAAACAAUUUGUGCUAAUAGUUUGAAACAUAAAUAAUUUCAUAUCUUGACAUACAUUUUAUAUAAAAUGAACUACUACGUACUUGUUUUGCUAAUCUAUUUUCAAUGUGACGGUGUCAUUUCUCAAAUUCCACCAAUUUUUGGAUCACAAAAUCCAAAUAAUCAAGGACCACCAGUCUUUGGCUCUCAAAAUAUAAACGAUUUAACAAACUUAAUUGGCAAUGAUGGAAGACAACUCGUCAGUCCUAGUAAUCAAUGUUAUUGUGCACUGAUUGCUUCUUGCACUGGAAUACCAUUUAUACCUGGGAGGGACAACUUUAAUAAUCGUAUUCUAAAUAUUGGACCAGUAAGUGCUGAAUCAUGUCCAACGAAUUAUGUACUUUGUUGUUCGGGAAUUCCACAACCUACAAAUCCUGUAUGUGGAAGAAGAAAAGUGGCAUUAACAAGUACAGUUGGAGAUGUAGCACCAUAUGGAGCUUAUCCAUGGCAUGCUGCAUUAUUUCAUCGUCUAAGUGACCAGUACAUUGGCGCAGCAGUUGUUAUCACUUCAACAUACUUACUAACAGUAGCGCACAGGGUUUUCGACUUAAACAAUAACUUUAGAGUUAGACUUGGACUUUGGUCGCUGUCAGUCAACUCUUAUCCGUACUUUGAAGCUUAUCCUAUUUUCACACAAGUGCAUGGAUAUUUUAAUAGAAAUACUCUUCAAAAUGACAUUGCUAUAAUUCAAAUUGAUAGAGCGAUACCAUUUGCCAAUUAUGUUAGUAUUAAUUCUGCCUGUCUUCCAACGUCUAUGCCUGCUACUGGAACAAGGUGUUGGACUGCUGGUUGGGGAGUAAGUUCUUUUAAUAAUGGUCAAUAUCAAAAUCCAAUGAGACAUGUUGAAGUUCCUAUUGUGUCACAGGCAACGUGUGAGGCUAGUUUGCGAAAUACAAGACUUGGAUUUUAUUUCAACUUAGACAGAACUAGUUUCUUGUGUGCUGGAGGUGAAUCUGGUAGAGACUCUUGCACUGGAGACGGUGGUGGUGCCCUUGUUUGUGAAGUGGCUACAAAUCAGUUUCAAGUUGUUGGAUUAACAUCGUGGGGAGUUGGUUGUGGACAGAUAUUUGUUCCAGGAAUAUACAUUAAUGUGUAUUCUUAUCUUUCUCUAAUUAGAAUGGUUGUUCCUGUUACAGCAAAUGCUGGCUGAGUGCUUUAUGUCUGAAAAGUAUUUUGUCUCUGAAUUUUUCAAAAAUAUUUUAUAAUAAACAAAAUUUUAGUUUGUUUCGUGGUCAAACAAAAUAACCAAAAUAAUAAUUUAAAAAAGCCAGUUCAAGGUGAUUCUAAAAAUGAAUAAAUAUUAUUUAUAUCUUAAAAUUUGCCUAUAUAUUCAAACAUCAACAUAAUUAUUAAGGCAUUAAUUAAGUAAAUAAAAACUAUUUAAUGUUUCAUUCAAAUUACUGCAGUUUCCUUUUUAGUCAUGUUAAUACAGAAAAGAAGUAAUCGUAAAAUAAAUAUUAACGUUUGUAAUUAUUAAAGCAGACGGUAAACUGAAGUUACAUGUUCGUUAUUGAUUGUCUUUUCCUUGGAAACUGAAUUUUAAAACAUAAAUAUGUUUGCAUACAAGAAUCAUAAA